Alternaria burnsii is the source of this 1431-nucleotide messenger RNA. Its product is annotated as alpha-ketoacid dehydrogenase kinase. Gene Ontology annotation, biological process: regulation of glucose metabolic process; protein phosphorylation. The annotation marks the transcript as partial. Gene Ontology annotation, molecular function: pyruvate dehydrogenase (acetyl-transferring) kinase activity. Gene Ontology annotation, cellular component: mitochondrion. The transcript has 5 exons. The record is from RefSeq and is a predicted model, not a curated record. NCBI's taxonomy places the organism in Eukaryota, Fungi, Ascomycota, Dothideomycetes, Pleosporales, Pleosporaceae.
UCCAUCAUUGGGUUCCUGCACUUACUCGCACUCGCACCGACAAUUAUGAACAUAGCAAGACGUAGUCUCGCAUUGUGCGCGCGACACGCUGAUAGUCUACGUAGGGCGUCUCUAACACAUAGCAUUUCCAGGCUACAAAUUCGGCUUUCUCAUGCUGCAGCCGUCGCGCCAACAUGGAGACCGUCUUCGGCCCUCGACGAAUGGGUGCAGCGCGAAGCCAGGCCCAUAAGCUUGCGACAAUUGACUUUCUUUGGUAGGACCCUGACUGAGUCUCGUCUCAUCGACUCGGCCAACUAUUGCCGUUUAGAACUUCCUACAAGGCUUGCACAUCGUUUGCGUGAUAUUCAGACCCUACCAUAUGUCGUUGUUGCGAAUCCCCAUCUUGCCCAUGUCUACGAGUCAUACCUGCGAGCCUUCGAACGCUUCCGUCGCAUACCCGAGAUAAAGUCGCUAGACGACAACGAGAAAUACUGCAAGGUGCUGGAAGAGACGUUGACCGAGCAUGCGUCCGUCAUACCCCGUCUUGCUAUUGGCGUGCUUGAGGUUCGAGGCCUAAUGAAGGCUGAAGAGACGGACAAGUUCAUGACCACCAUGUUACGAUCGCGCAUCUCGCGACGCGUCAUUGCAGAACAGCAUCUAGCGCUUACCGAGACCUUCGAUUCGCCAUGGCAUUUCCCUCAGGCUGAGAUCCAUCCUCAUGACCAGGAGGCAGUUGGCGAGAUAUUCUUGCGGUGCAACGCGAAAGACAUAGUCGAAGAUUGCGGUAAGACAAUGCAGGAGCUGAUCAAGCGCACCUAUGGCUCGCAUGUCGACAUUCCAGAGAUCAAAGUUUACGGCCACAUCGACGCGACGUUUCCCUACAUUCUGAGUCACCUUGAAUACAUCAUUGGCGAGCUUUUGCGAAACUCCAUUCAAGCUGUCAUCGAGCAGCGCAAGUCGAGAGAUGCCAAGCUGCCACCCAUCGAAGUGCUGAUAUGCGAAACCUCGCAACACGUCAUUAUCAGAAUAUCCGACCAGGGCGGUGGUAUUUCAAACGAAGUCUUGCCGUACUUGUGGAGCUUCAGCAAGGGUCCCCGCCGUGAGAAAAGGUUGGAAAAUCUGGCAAGAGUACCAAAAUUGCUAGGGACGUUGCAAGAGCUGCAGGUGCCCGGUGGUGAAUCUGCAGCACAGGUGCAACAACGCCUAGAUAGCAGGUCAAAGUACGGCGAUUCGGGCUUACAUCACGGCUCGCUAUCCUCGUUGACUAGCCGUGCGCCGAACCUGCGCCUAGGUAUUGGACUUCCCAUGUCGCGUCUAUAUGCCGAAUAUUGGGCUGGCAGUCUCGAGAUUCACAGCUUGGAAGGCUAUGGAGUCGAUGCCUUCCUCCAGAUAUCGAAGCUUGGCAACAAGAAUGAGCGACUCACCACGCGGGCCUCCAUGGAUGCCAUAUAG